Vanrija pseudolonga is the source of this 1068-nucleotide messenger RNA. RefSeq lists its product as uncharacterized. The transcript is spliced from 2 exons. The record is from RefSeq and is a predicted model, not a curated record. The coding region runs from base 1 to 1068 and encodes 355 amino acids. NCBI's taxonomy places the organism in Eukaryota, Fungi, Basidiomycota, Tremellomycetes, Trichosporonales, Trichosporonaceae.
AUGGCCCGUAAACCAAACUUCCCUCCCUUCGUACCGGGGCGUAUCGUCCACGGUAAAUACAGACUGGUCCUCCGCCCCCAUAGGCCGAGCUUCGCGCUCGGCACUGUCCCAGCCGCCGACGCUGGGACAUCGCCUUCGCCCUAUGCGUCACUCGCCGCCACCUUUGAGUGUGUGACUGUCGAACAAGAUGCCGAGGGCACCACGAUCACCAUCACCAUCUCACAGGCGGAAGAGACCGCCCCAGACGAGAUCGAGGCCUUUGAACGGGUCAUGUCCUCCAUCAAUGCCGCCCGCUUCGUCGAUCUCGAGGUUAGCCAUGAGUUCGACGAGUUCUUUGAGGCCGGCGGAAGGCGGUACAAGUGCUUCGCCAUCUUCCACCGCCUUCGCAAUCCCACGUUGCGGCGGCUACGGGUCGAUGCCCGCUUCCGAGGCUUCGGCUUCUAUGACGCUAGGGGUCCAUUCCUGCAGUAUCCCGCUUGGCGCGGGCUGCAGACUCUUGUUCUCACAGGGAGUGAUGGGUCGCAGAACACUCAUCUGUCCCUUGUGCAGACAUUGCUCCUCCACAGCCGGAGCCUGUUGGCCAUUUGCAUUGGGCGCUGCGGCGGUGUGCUCCCCGGAAGGGCUUGUACGUGCUGGGACGACUGGGACCGUAAGGAGUUCAACUUCAACGGCAUGGCGAGGGUGGUCAAGAUGGGCUACGGCUCGUUCGAGCACAUUUGGCGGAUGGUCGCCGCCCACCGGAGAACAAUAAAACGGACCCAAGUCGCGGCGAUGAACUUGCUCCUGCUCGCCCAUUGGAGUCCGCUCCCGCCAGAGAUAUGGUCCAUGGUGGGCGAGUACCUCGAGGCGGACGGAAUCAUGGACGCGCCGCAGUUCAACCGUGCAAGGGAGUUGGUGCCACUCGCCACCCUGGCGCAGCGGGCGCUCGCCAUGCGUGAUGUCGAGACAGAGCAGUUUGGGGAGGCGCUGGAGGAGUGGCUCGCGGCCGAGGGUUUCUCGUAUGGCGCUGCAGCAGAUCAGGUGACGUCGACGAGUUCUACUGGACCCGUCUCCACCGACCCUUCAUAG